UCCAAUUUGUGAAUAGUUUCAUUGAACACAACAACUCGCCUUGCGUUGGAUUCUUUUUAUAAAAUCUCAGGAAAAUCCCAGAAAUAUUCAAUAAAAAAUCAUGUCAGCUAGAAAUCUAUUACUAAUGGGACAAUGUAUGCCUUGUGUAAAAGCCAAUGCAUCCAAAAUACGCAUACGCCGUAUGGAAUUGGACAAGAAUUUGAAUAUGUAUUUCAAAAAAGAUGAAUUCCUUUUUGCCCACGAUCCCCAAAAGGUUUGCAAGACUGGCGAUGUUGUUCUGAUACGUGAAUUGCCCGAACGUCUGACACGCCUCAUCACCCACAAAGUGGAAAAAGUUGUAUACCCCCUUGGUGACAUAACCGAUCCCAUUACCGGUAAAUCUGUGGUCGUUGGUAAAUAUCGUGAUCAAAUCGAGGAAGCUAAUCGUAUGUUUGGCAAGUCGGAGAAGGCAUUCGAUUACUCGAAGGCACCACCGCGUGGACGUUUGGAGGGUACCAAAGAUUUUACACACGGCGAAACAUAUAUUAAAUAUCACGAUGAUGGUAAAGAUCAGCCAUUCGCUGUGUAGGCUGUGUAUUUUGUUAAAGUUUAUAUAUUUCCAAGUAGUCUUAAUAAAAAAAUGUAAGAAAUUGUUUUAACUGUAAAGUAACAACAGAA
Messenger RNA from Musca domestica (house fly), 657 nucleotides. It is a transcript of the gene mRpS17, whose product is annotated as small ribosomal subunit protein uS17m. The record is from RefSeq and is a predicted model, not a curated record. Gene Ontology annotation, molecular function: structural constituent of ribosome. Bases 101 to 568 code for a protein of 155 amino acids. Gene Ontology annotation, biological process: mitochondrial translation. Gene Ontology annotation, cellular component: mitochondrial small ribosomal subunit; ribosome. The transcript has 2 exons. NCBI's taxonomy places the organism in Eukaryota, Metazoa, Arthropoda, Insecta, Diptera, Muscidae.